Molecule: messenger RNA, 5683 nt
Organism: Gadus chalcogrammus (walleye pollock)
Lineage: Eukaryota; Metazoa; Chordata; Actinopteri; Gadiformes; Gadidae
Gene: dennd1a
Product: DENN/MADD domain containing 1A
Exons: 23
Coding region: 229-3276 (1015 amino acids)
Biological process (GO): endocytosis; endocytic recycling
Cellular component (GO): cytosol; clathrin-coated vesicle
Molecular function (GO): phosphatidylinositol phosphate binding; guanyl-nucleotide exchange factor activity
Source: RefSeq, a predicted model, not a curated record
UGACCAAAUAUGUAUUGUUGUUUUUGUAGUUUUUUAAGCCAACAAAGCACGUUUGAUGACAUAUUUCACGCAGGUUAACAUCCUACAAAUACCAUCCUUCACCGCGAAGAAAACGUGAUCUACGCAAGGAAACCAUGGCGUUGCCCGAGUCUGUUUGACAGGUUACUCGAAAAAUACGCGACUGUGUUCCGCUGUUCGUCGCCUGUGUCCUAUAGUUGAGAUGUAAAGAUGGGUUCCCGCAUCAAGGAGAAUCCUGAGUCCACCUUCGAGGUUUAUCUAGAAGUAAGCUUUCAAGGAACUCAAGGAACAGGUCCUGAGGUGGUGAGGCAGUUCCCAGUGGACUACAAUGAACAGGAAACCCUCAAGACAGUGCCCAGGUUCUGUUUCCCUUUCAGCAUAGACAGCUUGACAGUUAAUCAUGUCGGGCAGAACUUCACGUUUGUGUUGACGGACAUCGAGAGCAAACAGCGCUUCGGUUUCUGCCGCCUCUCAUCUGGCGCUCACAGCUGCUACUGCAUCCUCAGCUAUCUGCCAUGGUUCGAAGUGUUUUACAAGCUGCUCAACAUACUCGCUGAUUACACGGUGAAAAGCCAGGUCAGUCAUUGGCAAGAGCUUCUUGUUACACUUCAUACCCUUCCAAUACCUGAGCCUGGAGUUCCAGUUAACCUCAGUGUGCAUUCCUACUUCACUGUGCCUGACAAGAGGGAACUACCUAGCAUACCAGAGAAUAGGAACCUCACAGAGUACUUCGUAGCAGUUGAUGUCAAUAACAUGCUCCAUCUUUACGCUAGUAUGCUUUAUGAGCGCAGAAUCAUCGUCUGCUGUAGCAAACUAAGCACUUUAACGGCUUGCAUCCAUGGGUCAGCAGGCAUGCUCUAUCCUAUGUAUUGGCAACACGUGUACAUUCCAGUCCUGCCUCAGCACCUCAUCGACUACUGUUGUGCACCAAUGCCUUACCUCAUUGGAGUACAUACCAGUCUGAUGGAGAAAGUGAGAGGGAUGGCUCUGGAUGAUGUGGUGAUUCUAAACGUGGACACAAACACACUGGAAACCCCCUUCGACGACCUCCAAAGCCUUCCGUAUGAUGUGAUAGCGUCGUUAAAGAACCGCCUAAAGAAGGUAUCCACGACGACGGGGAACGGUGUGGCGCGAGCGUUUCUGAAGAGUCAAGCCGCGCUGUUCGGAAGCUACCGGAACGCCCUUCAGAUCGUAGCGGGAGAGCCCAUAACGUUCAGCGAGGAAACCUUCGUCAGCCAUCGCUCCAGCGCCAUGAGACAGUUCCUGCAGAACGCCAUCCAGCUGCAGCUCUUCAAACAGUUUAUAGACGGUCGGUUGGACCUGCUGAAUGCAGGGGAAGGCUUCAGUGAUGACUUUGAAGAAGAGAUCAACAUGGGAGAAUACGCAGGCAGCGACAAGAACUACCACCAAUGGCUCUUCACAGUCAAGAAAGGAGGCGGGGCCAUCUACAACACAGUAAAGACGAAGGCCAAUCCAGCUAUGAAAACGGUUUACAAGUUUGCAAAAGACCACGCCAGGAUGGGCAUCAAAGAGGUCAAGAGCCGACUCAAGCAAAAGGAGCAUACAGAGAACGGGUACUCCACCGCCGGGACCCCCGUCAUCGACGAGGACUCCACCACCACCACCACUGUGGGAGGAGCGGUCAUGAUGUCAUCGUCGGCUGCACUCCGGCGGGAGGCGUCGCUGCAGAGCUGGGACGACGGCAACCGGCCAAUCACCAUGCACCUUGGACCGGCUCGGCCACCAUUGCUGGUGAAGAGACCUGUCGGUAAUAUCUGCUUGGACAGCCCUGACCAUUCUAUGCGUCCUACGCGCCACUACACAGUCUUUCUGUCUGAGGAUUCGUCCGGGGACGAGCUCCAGCAUGAAGACCACUCAGGCGCUGGUUUCCCUGACAACCUUUUCUUCUCGGUCCCUUUCGAAUGGUCGCCAAUACCACAGCCGUACCGUUCCCUAAAGGAGGCGGAGUCAGCGGAAGGGGGGGAGGAGCCUGGCGUGGGGGCAGAGCGUCACACGGCCCCGUCCAGCCCAAUCACGGAGAAGUUCUCCAACGUGAACCUGCUGGGGGACAUCUUCAACUGCCAGGACGAGCCCGAGAACCCGUCCGUCAGCCUGGCUAAGAGUUUGGAGGACCUCCGCACCCCCAAAAGCUUGGAGGAGCUCCAAGCCAAGUUCACCUACCAGCGUAUGGACCUGAACAUCGGCGAUCGCACUCGCACCCUCCCGGGCCUCAAGUUGACCAACCCUUACAACAAGCUGUGGGGCGUCGGCACGGACGACAGGGCCGCACCCCUAUGGGACCCCUCUUCCGUUGGCCCCAGAACGGCGCCACCUAGACCGCCGCCGCCAGUGCCCCAGAGCCGCGAGACCUCCAGCCCCGGACACGACACCGGCCCGCAGCCUUCCACCCCCAGCCAAGGGAACAUCACCAUCCCCCGGCCCCAAGGGAGGAAGACCCCCGAGCCCUGCUUGUCCCUGGUGCCCCCUGCCGUCCAACCACGCAGCAGACCCCCGGAGGCCGGUAACGGGAUGUCUCGCAGCGGCGGGCAGGAGUUCAGGCACGCACUGGGCAUGAGCGUGGACGAAGACCUGCUGAAGCCCUGCAAGGCCGACGAGAACACGGAAGAUCUGCUGAGCCUUCUGGACCCUCUCAGCAGCAGCUCCGCAGUGGACCUUCGCGCCGUUACCUCAGGCGAAGACCGGGAGGUCAUCGCGCUGUUGCCCUCCGGCAAACCCAUGCUUCCGGCCAGGCCCUAUCCGCCGGGUCUGCCUCCCUUCCUCCCACACCCUUCGAUCUCCUUGAAUCCCUUCUCCGCCACGCUCCAGUACACCUCCCCCCAGACACACUACUCGCCCACCGUGGACCGGAACCCCUUCGGCGUGGCGUACGGGCCUCCCCCGCCCGGCUACGCCGCCGCCCCGACCCCGCCGCACAUGAUCUCCACGCUGCCGGGCUUCUACAGGCACCCGCCCCCGGGCUGCGCCACGCUACCGGCCAGCUUCCGACCGGUGCGACACGCCUUCCCGUCCAUCGUCCCCAGACUGCCCCACUCCUCGGCCAGCAACCAUUCCCUCUCCAGCCUGUUGGACCCUCCGGCCGCUCCCAGUCACGCCAGCAACAUGCUGGGGAAAGCGCCCAUGGAAGCGAGAGAACCGCCAGAUCCCUUCGGGGAACUGUUGACCAUGGUGACCAAGCCCUCGGAGCCCCCCAGGAAGAAGGCGGAGGAUCUGCGGACGAGGUGGGAGACUUUUGACUGAACGUUUGUGGAAGCGUUGCGCUCUUCUUCGUGGCUCCACGACAACUACCAGCAGCAGUUGCUGAUGAAGGACAAGUGAGCGUACGUUUCAGACUUGAGGAUCUGGAGCCCUGUGUUUUUUUCCCCUGCCAACACAAUUUUGGAUUCACCCUGUUUUAACUCAUGACUCUUUGUUAUCCAUCGUUAGGACAAGUCUUUGCACCUAUUGUUUCAGGCUACGUAGUUCUCCACGUAAAAGCUUAUCGUGGAUGUGUAACUUUUAAUAGGCUGCCCACCUUGAGUGAAAGCCCAUAGUUGACAUUAUAGUAUUGAAUCACAAAAUUAGGUUUUUUCUUUUUUUACAUCUGUACAAAAGCUUAUCCACUUAUAUUUAUAAACAACUUAGUGGCACUGCAGAUCAUGCUAAAUAUGGUUCACGGAAAACCUGAUCUUAAUGUCUCAUAGUCCUUAGGUAGCUUUGUGCAAACUUGUGUUUUAUUAGAUCAACCAAAAUACAUUUCAUCGCUGGCUUUCCUCCAUCAUGUGUGAAUAAGUGUGGCCUUGUGUUUGAAUAGAGAAAAAUAACUAUUUUACAUUAACUAAACUUAAUGUAUAAUGAAAUACUUACUGAAACAUUGUUAGCCACUGUUUUUGUGGUACAUCAGUUACUGCAAUUUUCCUCAAAUAUUUUUUAUUGAAAUUAAAAAUUAGUACUUGAAUUUAAAUUCUAAGAUAUUUUUAUGUUAUCAUAAAUCAUGAAUCCCUACCCUUUGCCAAUUUCAAUGUUUUUUUUUCCACCCUGUUAUUUUCCUUUCGCCUUUUUCCUGUGUCUUAUGUUAAGUCUUAUAACUGAACUAAAUGUGCUGGUAAUGUGACUCGCAUUGCCAAUAUAUAUAUUUACUACUGUUUGUCCUUACUGUUUGUCCUUACAAAUGCUACACAAUUAUUUUCAAGCGGCUCCAUUCUGACUUUUAAACACCAAAACAGAUCAAAUCAAUGUCCCGAAAUUGCUGCUAUUUCCUUUACUGCUUUUUAGGUCAUCUCUGGGAUCAUUGUGUGGUGAUGCCAAAAAUCUUGUCGCUUAAAAGUGACUGGAACUGAAGUGUCUUUUAAGGUCAAGCACAUGUGUGAUUGUGUAUAAAGAGGAUGCUGUGUAUGACUGAAGAUCUGUGUUACCCGAAAUGACAUCAUUCGUUCACAUAAUGUUACCACAAUGUUGUGCAAAACAGAAACAUGUGAUGCUGAUUAUUAUUUAUUAUUUCAUCUUUGUAAUUGCUUCAGGAAAAUGUAUAUAAAUUAUAUAUUCUGUCCAUAUUUUGGUAAUUGCAUUUUUUUCUUUUCUUGUUCCGUUAAGUUGAAUAUACCUAUGCUUAUUUUAUGGGAGACUAUUGCUUCUAAAUUAUAUUCUUUAAAGCUAUAAAAACCACUGUCCUACUUACAUUUUUCACACUAUAGCACUGAGAAUUAAAUGGCGUGAAUCGAAAGGGAAAGUGAAAGUGCUAAUUUCACUGUUUUUGCAGUUUCCUCACAAUCAUUAGCAGGCAUGUACACGAUUUUUUUUUUAUUAAAGGCAACAAAGCCAUACAUGAGCACUGAGUCAUCACACGGAUUGUGCAGUUAUUUGCGCUUUAACUCUCAUGAAACACUACAAGCAUCUCUCAAGAAUUUAGAGUAGGCCUAUAUAACCGAUGGAAACUGAUAUAAAAUCCCCCUCCCAAAGAAAUGUGUGUCAAAUCUAUACCCUCAAAUAGGCACUCCUAAUCACACAUUUAUUUAGCUAUCUAGGAGUGAUGGGGACGGACGGACGACUAGAUUCAUGUAUGUAUCGUGAAGCUUUACCUUCGAAAUAAUUGAAUUUUCAUGUAGCCGCACAAAAUGAAGCCACUAAUGAAUGCAAUCGCAUAUUGAUCGUACCGACCUAGAGAGGCGCUGUAUUGUUUUCCGAGUCACGCCCAUCUCAGGCUUCACGACUCAAUUUACAUAUGGAGAUUCCGGGGGAAAUCGACAUUUUUUAAUUAAGUUCCGUUGACUCCCGUACACAAUUUUGUUUGUAACUUCAGCUGGAGCUGAAAUGGAAAGAGCGUCAGGCAGCAGUAGCCCACUCCGUUGAUGAAAACAGGUAGGAACCAAAAGUUCGAGAAAGUUACCAGAAACAAAGACAAUAUUUAGGCCUAGUCAAUUAGUCAGUAGACAAAGAAAAUGCAGACAUCGUAUUACACCUCAUAAAAGAAAACCCUGCAGACAUAAUUUGAAACGUUUUUACCACCAUAUGCUUUUAGUUUUCAGGGGAAAAUUCUCCAAGGACACUAUGCUAACGAUUGGUAGUACCAACGUGAUAACAAAAACGACAACAAUUUCUUGCCUUAUAAACCUCACCAGAUAGUAUCGUAUCAUUAAACCUUUAAUCUUGACCUUACCGCCAACCUCUA